Penicillium canescens is the source of this 3045-nucleotide messenger RNA. RefSeq lists its product as uncharacterized. NCBI's taxonomy places the organism in Eukaryota, Fungi, Ascomycota, Eurotiomycetes, Eurotiales, Aspergillaceae. Gene Ontology annotation, molecular function: ATP binding; protein serine/threonine kinase activity; protein binding. Gene Ontology annotation, cellular component: cytoplasm. The record is from RefSeq and is a predicted model, not a curated record. The coding region runs from base 1 to 3045 and encodes 1014 amino acids. Gene Ontology annotation, biological process: autophagy; peptidyl-serine phosphorylation. The transcript has 3 exons.
AUGGCGGCCACACAAGAAUCCACGCAACCAGUCGCCGAUCCUCGUCGGAUGGGAAUGAAUAACUCUGGCAUUGAAGACCAAGAUCUGUCCGACAUCAUAUGUAUCCUUCAUCCCAAUUCUCAUGUUGCCCAUGAUGCCGUUGCUGCCACAGGGAAACUCGGUCCUCAACAUAUCCUUCAAAGAGAUGCGUUGGACUAUGAGUCUGAGACGGCAACAAUGGAUCUUGCCUUGAGGCUGUCAUCCAAUGUACAAAACCUGGGAAUGGGUUUCUGCUUUGGUCGAAAUCGAGCUCGCUGUGAUGUUCUCUUGACAGUUAACGAUGCAGCGAAGCGAGUAUCAAAUGCUCACUUUCGCAUAUAUCUGACAGGAGACGGAAUCCUCAUGCUUCAGGAUACGUCCACAAACGGGACCGUCGUGGACAAUUGUCGCCUACGGAAAAACCAAAAGGAAAACAGCAGAAUGCUUCUCAAUGGGUCCAUCAUCCAGGUUGUCAUCGGCGACCACGCCUCCGACGAGGUGCGUUUUGUGGUUCGUAUUCCGUCACGAGAGGGAUUCGCUGUCCAAUACGAGAGGAACUUGCUCUGUUACUUUGAACGAGUUCUGGCAGCAACCCCUGCGCACAAAGAUCGGACAGGCCCACAACCUUCUGUUUUGACAUGGUCAUCCUCAAAACCAUACGGCAUGCAUUGGACAGGUGGUUCAGUAUACAACGUGACCGGGCAAAUCGGCAAAGGUGCAUUCGCUACCGUCUACAAGAUUGCGACCAAGCAACACGGCGCCGUAUUUGCUGCAAAGGAGCUUGACAAGCGCCGCUUCAUGAAAAAUGGCAUUCUGGACCAAAAGGUUGAUAACGAGAUGAAGAUUAUGAAGGACCUCACACAUCCCAACAUCGUUCAGUACGUGGACUAUCAUGAACAUGACCGGUGGAUUUACAUCAUCAUGGAAUACGUCCCAGGAGGCGAGUUGUCCACUUAUCUUCAGACGCAAGGCAGAAUCGCCGAGGAGAUGGUGAGGACCAUCGCGCGGCAAGUGCUACGUGCCCUCCAUUAUUUGCAUAAACGGAAAAUCACCCAUCGCGAUAUCAAGCCAGACAAUAUCUUGAUCUCUUCCUUGGAUCCACUCAAAAUCAAGCUAUCAGACUUCGGUUUAUCCAAGGUGGUUGAGCAGGAAACCUUCCUGAAAACGUUCUGCGGCACCCUCUUGUACUGUGCGCCAGAAGUGUAUCCAGAUUAUGAACAAUAUCGACGCGGCGAGUUCCGAAAGAGACGUCGUGUUGGAGACCCACCCCCCAAAACGUCCCCAUACAACCAGUCUGUCGAUAUGUGGUCUCUUGGUGCGGUCCUUUUCCACAUUCUAUCUGGUGUUCCGCCAUAUUCAGGCCGAGCAGAAGACAGAGGCGUUCAAAUGCUCCGCACAAUCAUGACGAGUGAUGCCGAUUUUGAGGUUUUGCGUCAGGCCGGUAUCUCCGAAGAUGGCAUUGAAUUUGUCGCUCAACUUCUCAACAGGGAUCCACUUGGUCGUCCAACUGAAAAAGAAUGCUUCCAGCAUCCUUGGAUUGCGACCGUCCCUGAUGUGGAUGACUAUGAGGAUGAUGACGAUCUACUCUCUGACCGUAACGAUGGGCUUUCGAUCAUUGGUGAAGAUGCUGAGGACGAACUAGACGCUUCGCAGUUGUCUAUCGCCGAUGGUCCAGAUUACGCCCAUGAAGCCGCCGACGAAGAGCACAACAGCAGUGAAGCUCUUGCCAAAAAGCCUCGCAUUGAAUACAUCCCGACGGAUGUGCACUAUCCAAGUCUCCCAAAUAUUGAGAGUUUCCAGGAUGGGCAGGCCAUUGUGGACAAACAAGCCAAACGCCUGUUUGGCGAAGUCUCCUCUUCAGCGCUGCAAAGCUCUCACGCAUUGGGAAAUUUUGGCGCAUACGAUUUCGACCACAUCCAAAUCGAAGAAUAUGUCUCUUCUGGUGAGUCGAUGACGAGUGAAACCCCCAGCGACUCGAUCAUCUCCCUCCCGGAAAACCCCUUCGGCGGCACCGCCCCCAGCCUGAUGGGCGCGGAGAAGCUCGUUGGACAGCUGAACAUGAAUUCCUUGCAUUCCAUCGUGCAUUUCAAGACCGGCGCCGUUAACGAGUCAUCAACGCGGCAGACCACUCCUGGGCACGCCAGGGAGCCCACGAGCUCUCCUAGUCCCAGUACCCGAAACCAGGAUUCAGUUCCCCCGACUUCUAGCCCCCAGGAAACACCGAAAGCCAAAUUCACUCGUCGAAUUGAUCUUGCGGUUCCCGACACAGCCAGCGAGGCUUCCAGCGAUAGUAGUCCGCGGAACAGCCAGGAUGAUGCCGCCCCUGAGACUUCAGUCAAGCUUCGCGAAUCAGUAUAUGAUCCUGAGCUCGCCACAACUCUUGAUGCGCAGACCGGCGAGGCCAUCUUGGAACAGUUCCGUGAAGAAUCAGACCCAUCUGAGCCAAUUGUUCAUCAGCCCUCGAUAAAUCCAGACUCCUUCACCAAACCGCCAAAGCGAUUCGGCAAAUUGAGAAGCCUUCCUGGUUCGAUAUUCGAUCUGACAGUAUACCUGGAGAACCGACUCACUUCAUGGGGUCGUGGCCCAUUGGCGAGCGUCCAGCAUACAGACAUCACGGACACAAGGAUCCCUGCCUACGCCUUGGAGCUUACAUUCUGGGCACCGGGCAUCGAGCCGAAGAUUGCAACUGGUGAAAACUGGGAAAAUAUCCCUGGGGUCAUGGCCAUAAUCUCCACGAAAGCCCGCAUGGGCAUAUAUGUCAACGACACUCUACUUCAUCGGGGCCCACCAGGCGAAGGCGGACCGAACCAGUAUCCAUUUGGGAAACUCUACAAUGGUGACAUAAUCACCGUGUACCAACACAAAAGGAAAUUCCUCAAGCUUCAAUGCGAAUUCUCCUUCGGCGAUAGUGCCCGACCCCGGCCCGCACACGAACCCUUUACGGUGCGGCAGGUCUUGAUGACCAAGGCCGGAGCCACGAACCGGAUGCCGACUCGGACGGCGCGGAAAGAUCUGGAUCGGAAUUGA